AUGGAUGCGGCCACUCUGGACCCCUACCGAGUCGAGGUGGAGCUUCCGGAGCCAGAAGGGUCCGGGUCGGACUCAGAUGAAGAAAUGGACGUGGCAGCAGGCAAAAAGGUUUGGUAUUCCUACGGUGCCAAGCUUGGAGAACGCCCAAAAAAUGGAACAGCAAAGCUGUACCGUUUCCUGAUCCCGCACGCCGUGACGGCCCCCGAAAAGCAACUAGAGUCGCGGACAAUGUCGGUCGGGAUCACGGACCUUGCGAAGAGGUCAAAGGAGGGCCCCCUCGUGAUAAGCAUAUACGUCAAGGUUGGGGUGCCUUGGACAGUUCUCCAACCUUCGGUGCAGCACGCGUUCCUGCGAUCAGGGCGAGUGACUCAAAAAGCGUCUCUCCUCGACGAGACCCCAGCAACGGGCGACCUGAGUCUCAUCUGCAAGGACGGUUCGAGAGUACCGGCGCACGCAGCCGUCCUGGCUGGCAUUCCGUACUUCCAGUCAAAGCUCAAAAACGACUGGUCGGGGGCUGACUGGAACAUGCACAAGAGGCUGGACGUACAUCUGCCGUGCCCGGUGGACCAAAAAGUGGUCGGGGCGUUUCUCAGGUUCGCGUACGCAGAUGCUGCGCCCCUGCGCCAUAUCGAGCCGUUCGAAGCCGCCGCCCUGCAAGACCUCUUCUCCUUGGCCGAGUCCACCGACUUUACCGCUCUCUGCGGGAACGUCAAGAAUCACGUGCAAGUGACGGAAGAGAACGCGACGUCUUGGCUCGAGUGGCUCUUAAAGGAGCACGGCCCGAUCGCCCGCAAGAUUUCGAGGAAAGUGAAGCGAGUGGUGAAGCGAGAGGUGAAGCGGUCUUUCGAAGAGGAGCAGUUCUGGGCGGACAUAAACGACGAGCAGCUCGCGAUCCUUAACAAGGCCGCCAAACGGAGGAAGACCGUGAAGGCCCCGGAUUGUUCGUAG
Klebsormidium nitens is the source of this 948-nucleotide messenger RNA. NCBI's taxonomy places the organism in Eukaryota, Viridiplantae, Streptophyta, Klebsormidiophyceae, Klebsormidiales, Klebsormidiaceae. The record is from the annotation of a GenBank genome assembly.